CUAGUGUAAUGCUGAAAUUCGUUUUCUUGAUCGUCAUUUUUCGAGUGGCUGUGUUGAAAGUAGGGAGAUACACUUUUGAUUAUGGUUAUUCUUUCGAGUCCGGUGACAUAAGUCGAAGCAACAAAGUUCAGUUAACCGCAAAGAAUAAUUUUUGGUUCCAUACCCGAACUGUACAGUUAGUGAAUUAGAGGAGAAACAAACAAAGAUGGACGCUCACAUAGAAAUGGUGGGACCUGACGUAUCAGCAGUUGAAAAUCUAAUUGGCGUGUCCUUGCAUCUCACCUUUCGUGACCUAUGCUAUACUCCUAAUAAAGGAAAAGAUGCCAAAAGAAUAUUGCACGGGAUGAGCGGCUCGUUCAAGUCUGGCCAUUUGACAGCCAUCUUAGGGCCGUCUGGAGCAGGCAAAUCUUCUCUAAUGAACAUUUUAGCUGGCCUAAAGACUAGCGGAGUCGAAGGCCAAAUCCAGGUGAAUGGCGUUGAUCGAAAGCUUAAAACAUUCCGUAAACAAUCAGCCUACAUCACCCAAGAAGAUCAUCUCCUAUCACAUCUUACCAUCGACGAAUACAUAAUGGCGGCCGCCAAUCUCAAACUGGGCAAUAAAGUAUCCAGCAGUGAAAGAAAAUUAAAGGUCGAAUUGGUGAUGAAAACAUUGGGCUUAACGCACAGCCGGCAUACGCAAAUCGGUUCGUUAUCGGGUGGCGAGUGCAAGCGGCUUUCUAUCGGAUUGGAAUUGCUAAACAACCCAGAUAUUCUGUUUCUCGAUGAACCCACCAGUGGCCUGGACAGCUCAUCAAGUUUACAGUGUAUCGCCUUAUUGCGGGAGAUUGCCCGGAGCGGUCGCACGGUGGUGGCAACCAUUCACCAGCCAAGUUCUCGGUUGCUUGAUUACUUUGAUCACUUAUACAUCGUGGCUAGUGGCAUGUGCAUAUAUCAAGGACCAAUCGGAUCGCUAGUGCCUUAUCUGAACACAGCUAAUUUAGAGUGUCCCAGUUACCACAAUCCGGCCGAUUUCGUAAUGGACGUGGCAUGCGGAGAACAUGGAAACGUACUACCCGUUUUGGUUUCCACCAUCGAUAAUGGUCGUCUCGUUUAUCAGGAAGUUUACGGAUCGACAUUGGUCAUGCCAUCACCACCACCCAAAAGCCGGACAGAUGACGCCACGAACGUCACCAUCACUGUGACGGGCAAUAUCUCAAAGGAAAAGAAGAGAAAGACUUACCCUGCAUCUUUCCAUACUCAAGUAGCCAUUCUUCUCGAACGAACUUGGAGAAGUAUGUGGAGAGACAAGAUGCUGACUCAAGUUCGCUUCGUCACGCACUUUGUUCUCGGCCUCCUCGUAGGCACAAUGUACUGGCUAGCAGGAGAUGACGCUGCUUCUGUCCUCAAUAACGCAUCGAUGCUUUUCUUCAACUUGCUCGUCAUUCUAUUUGCCUCUACAAUGCCAACGGUCGUGACGUUUCCAAUGGAGAGGAACGUUCUUCUUCGAGAACAUUUGAAUCAUUGGUACAGUCUCAAAGCGUAUUAUCUUGCCAAAACGUUAGCCGAUAUCCCAUUUCAGUUUAUUUUCCCUGGUCUUUACGUAUCGAUUGUUUACUUGAUGUCGAACCAACCGAUGAGCAUUGAACGUUAUUGCAUGCUCUUGUGCAUUUCAAUCUGUCUAGCACUUUGCGGACAAGGAAUCGGCUUAUUGCUCGGAGCUAUUUUCGAUAUACAAGUGGCCGUCUUCCUCGCACCUACCGGUUGUAUUCCGUUCGUGCUCUUUGCUGGGUUCUUGGUCAACUUCAAUUGCAUGCCUUCAUACAUGUCAUGGCUAACGUACUUGAGUUUUAUGCGCUACGGAUUCGAAGGGUCGAUGUUGUCCAUUUACGGUUACGAUCGAUCGCCGCUCACAUGUUCAAUGAGUUACUGCCCUAAUCGCUAUCCUCAAAAGAUUUUGGAACACUUCAACAUGGCCGACAGCUCGUAUUACUGGUCAGUGGUCGGUAUGUUGGUCUUUUUCCUCGCCGUACGCGUGACUGGUUAUUUUGCCUUGAGCUUCAAGCUCAAGAGUAUGCGUUGAAUAUUCUUGUUAUUUUAAUUGUUACCCUGCUAUUCCCUUUUGUUAUAAUCGUUGUAUUAAAAAAAAAAUUGUUGUUUGACACAAGACCAUCGACAGCGUUCGUAAGUACGAAAUACGUAAGUAAUCAAACGUCACACCCAUAGUUAAAUA
Molecule: messenger RNA, 2209 nt
Organism: Daphnia carinata
Lineage: Eukaryota; Metazoa; Arthropoda; Branchiopoda; Diplostraca; Daphniidae
Product: ATP-binding cassette sub-family G member 4-like
Exons: 11
Coding region: 206-2059 (617 amino acids)
Cellular component (GO): plasma membrane
Molecular function (GO): ABC-type transporter activity; ATP binding; ATP hydrolysis activity
Source: RefSeq, a predicted model, not a curated record